Oenanthe melanoleuca is the source of this 1377-nucleotide messenger RNA. RefSeq names its product proteasome 26S subunit, ATPase 3 (gene PSMC3). The record is from RefSeq and is a predicted model, not a curated record. Lineage: Eukaryota; Metazoa; Chordata; Aves; Passeriformes; Muscicapidae. Bases 1 to 1377 code for a protein of 458 amino acids. Gene Ontology annotation, biological process: proteasome-mediated ubiquitin-dependent protein catabolic process. Gene Ontology annotation, molecular function: proteasome-activating activity; ATP hydrolysis activity; ATP binding. The transcript is spliced from 12 exons. Gene Ontology annotation, cellular component: proteasome regulatory particle, base subcomplex.
AUGGCGUCGGUGUGGGAUGAGUCGGAGGACGGCGUCGGCGAGGAGGUGCUGAAGAUGUCCACGGAGGAGAUCGUGCAGCGCACCCGCCUCCUCGACAGCGAGAUCAAGGUAGCGGCGGGGCCGCGCCGGGCCGGGGAGCGGAGCCGGGCCGGGGAGCGCAGCCGGGCCGAGCCGCACUCCCGGGAGCUCUGUGCUGCUGUUGUUCGGGGCGGGCGGAUCAUGAAGAGUGAGGUACUGAGAGUGACCCACGAGCUCCAGGCCAUGAAAGACAAGAUCAAAGAGAACAGUGAGAAGAUCAAAGUUAACAAAACCCUGCCAUACCUUGUUUCCAAUGUUAUUGAGUUGCUGGAUGUUGACCCAAAUGACCAGGAGGAGGAUGGAGCAAACAUUGACUUGGAUUCCCAGAGAAAGGGCAAGUGUGCUGUGAUCAAGACCUCUACACGUCAGACAUAUUUCCUGCCUGUUAUUGGGUUGGUUGAUGCUGAGAAGUUGAAGCCUGGAGAUCUGGUGGGCGUGAACAAAGACUCUUACUUGAUCCUGGAGACUCUGCCUACUGAGUAUGAUUCACGGGUGAAAGCCAUGGAGGUGGAUGAGAGGCCCACAGAGCAGUACAGUGACAUCGGGGGGCUGGAUAAACAAAUCCAAGAGCUCGUGGAGGCCAUUGUCCUGCCGAUGAAUCAUAAGGAGAAAUUUGAAAAUUUGGGCAUACAGCCACCCAAAGGAGUCCUUAUGUAUGGGCCUCCAGGAACAGGGAAGACACUUUUAGCUCGAGCAUGUGCUGCCCAGACCAAGGCCACGUUCCUGAAGCUGGCAGGUCCACAACUUGUGCAGAUGUUCAUCGGCGAUGGAGCGAAGCUGGUACGCGAUGCCUUUGCUCUUGCGAAGGAAAAGGCUCCUUCCAUCAUCUUCAUUGAUGAACUGGAUGCCAUUGGCACUAAAAGGUUUGACAGUGAGAAGGCCGGUGACCGGGAGGUGCAGAGGACCAUGCUGGAGCUGCUUAAUCAACUUGAUGGUUUCCAGCCCAACACACAAGUCAAGGUGAUUGCUGCAACCAACCGGGUUGAUAUCUUGGACCCAGCUUUGCUCCGCUCUGGACGACUGGAUCGGAAGAUUGAGUUCCCCAUGCCUAAUGAAGAGGCCAGAGCCAGAAUUAUGCAGAUUCAUUCACGCAAAAUGAAUGUCAGCCCUGACGUGAACUAUGAGGAACUGGCUCGCUGCACAGAUGAUUUUAAUGGAGCCCAAUGCAAGGCUGUGUGUGUUGAAGCGGGAAUGAUUGCCCUCCGCCGUGGAGCUACAGAGCUCACCCACGAGGACUACAUGGAAGGAAUCUUGGAGGUUCAAGCAAAGAAAAAAGCCAAUCUGCAGUACUAUGCCUGA